AUGCAUUCGAGACUCUCAACUAGCAGGAGCCUUGCAAGGCAAACCAGAUCACUGUGGUUAUCCUCUACAAGAUGCGAGGACAAGCCCAUCAUGAAUCGCUAUAGCAGGACUGUCACGCAACCAAAAGAUCAAGGUGCAAGUCAAGCUAUGUUGUAUGCUACUGAAGGUAUCAAAGAUGAUGCGGACUUUCAAAAAGCCAUGGUCGGUGUCGCUAGUGAAAUCAAGGGUUCCUUGGUCGAGUCUGGCCUCAUCGGUUACCAGUUUGGUACAGUUGGUGUUAGUGAUGGGAUCAGCAUGGGCACUGCGGGAAUGUCAUACUCUCUGCAGUCGCGGGACCUUAUUGCAGAUCAGGUAGAGACAGCUGCUGGAGGACACUGGUUGGAUGGAAUGGUUGUAGUACCAGGAUGUGACAAGAAUAUGCCAGGUGUGCUGAUGGCUCUCGGACGACUCAACCGUCCAGGUCUUAUGGUGUAUGGAGGCACAAUUCGUGUUAAUUCAUCAUGCGCGGGUCAACCUCGAUUAGAUCUUGUUUCCGCAUUCCAAGCAUAUGGAAAAUACCUACAAGACGGAAAGACACCAGAAGCAGAAGCCCUCAGGUAUGAGACAGUGCGACAUGCAUGCCCCGGCCCAGGUGCUUGUGGAGGCAUGUACACGGCGAACACCAUGGCCAGUGCAGCUGAGGUCAUUGGAAUGACUCUUCCUGGUUCUUCGUCGUAUCCAGCCGAAUCUCAAGAAAAACACGAAGAAUGUAAGACCGUUGGUCCCACUAUGCGAAACCUCAUCGAGAAAAAUAUUCUGCCCCGCGACAUCAUGACACGUUUGGCAUUCGAGAAUGCUAUGGUUCUUACCAUGAUCCUAGGAGGGUCGACAAAUGCCGUGCUGCAUCUUAUUGCUAUGGCACACGCCGUUGGCAUCAAGCUUACCAUUGAUGAUUUCGCACGAGUGUCUGAAUCAACACCUUUCCUCGCCAACCUCAAACCAAGCGGCAAGUAUGUCAUGGAGGACCUCUACAAAAUUGGGGGCAUACCCAGUGUACUUCAUUUCUUGAUGAAAAACAAUUACAUUGACGGCAACAACAUGACGGUCACUGGCGCUACUUUAGGCGAGAACCUGGAGCGUUGGGUACAUAAACAUGGGGAAAUCCCCGCUGGUCAGGACGUGAUCCGUCCCCUCGACAAGCCAAUUAAAGCUACCGGACACAUCAGAAUUUUGCGCGGUAAUUUGGCUCCUGGAGGUGCUGUUGCCAAGAUUACCGGCAAAGAAGGGCUCGGGUUUACCGGAAAAGCUCGAACCUUUAACUCAGAAGAGGCAUUUGUCUCCGCCGUGGAGUCUGGCUCGAUCAAAAAGGGCGAAAAAACAGUUGUCGUUAUGCGCUACGUCGGCCCUAAGGGUGGCCCUGGUAUGCGAGAGAUGCUAAAACUCACUAGCUUGAUUAUGGGCGCUGGCCUAGGUCAGGACGUCGCGUGCGUCACAGACGGACGAUUUAGCGGAGGAUCCCAUGGGUUCUGCAUAGGUCACGUCGUCCCUGAGGCCCAGGUCGGUGGACCUAUUGCGCUUGUGGAGGAUGGUGACACCAUUUCUGUCGAUGCUGUGGCAAACACCAUCAAAUUACACGUCUCCUCUGAGGAGAUUGAACUCCGUCGGAAAGCCUGGGUUGCCCCACCACUCAAAGUCACCCAAGGAACACUCUACAAGUAUGUCAAAAUGGUCAAAGAUGCCAGCCAUGGGUGCAUCACGGAUGGUUGAGAUCGGCUAUAUU
Molecule: messenger RNA, 1759 nt
Organism: Suillus plorans
Lineage: Eukaryota; Fungi; Basidiomycota; Agaricomycetes; Boletales; Suillaceae
Product: dihydroxy-acid/6-phosphogluconate dehydratase
Exons: 10
Coding region: 1-1746 (581 amino acids)
Biological process (GO): branched-chain amino acid biosynthetic process
Cellular component (GO): mitochondrion
Molecular function (GO): dihydroxy-acid dehydratase activity
Source: RefSeq, a predicted model, not a curated record